Messenger RNA from Clupea harengus (Atlantic herring), 1650 nucleotides. Its product is annotated as retinitis pigmentosa 1-like 1 protein. The coding region runs from base 286 to 1614 and encodes 442 amino acids. Gene Ontology annotation, biological process: regulation of cell shape. The transcript has 3 exons. Lineage: Eukaryota; Metazoa; Chordata; Actinopteri; Clupeiformes; Clupeidae. The record is from RefSeq and is a predicted model, not a curated record. Gene Ontology annotation, cellular component: cytoplasm; membrane.
AGCUGAACUGGGCUCUCUUUUCCUCAUGGGUUUGCAUGUGAAGUAUUUCUCAUAGACUUGCAGGGAGACAAUAAGGGCUUCAUGUAUCUUUGGUAGAUGUGUAGUACUGCUGUGUUGAAACUAAAUGCACAUCAUGCGCACAAAUAAUUUUCUCUUUCCAAACAGGUUGACACAGAAGAUGACACAGACGAGAAAGAGAGUCACGCUGAAGUGGAAGAAACCGCUCUUCUCCCCAAUAGCUCCCUCCCCAUUCAGAAUGGAGGUGAGGACAGAUCAGUGCUGGGGAUGCUGGAGGUGAGGGUAGAGAAGGAUCUGAGGACGGGGGCCACUGUGAUUACGUCCGUGGCCCCCCUGCCUCCCGGGGACCACCCCGGUGUGACAGAGGUGGAGAUGGUGUUCGACGACGGCCGUAAGAGCGUCAGAGCAGUGAGGGGGUCUCUGAGCGCAGCCGCCCAGCCCAGCGCAGAGGAGCUGGGGCAGGUGCUGAACACCCUGGCUGAGGUCGGAGUCCCUGCCCUGCUGGAGGUCCGGGGGCUGGUACCACCAUCUGUAGAGGGACAGGGUGGACGAGAGGAAGCCGAGGCUGCGAAGGAGGCAGAGGCAGAGUCAGAGGAGGCCGAACUGGAGGCAGAGGCAGAGUCAGAGGACAGAGACCAGGCCGCCGACUCAGGGUCCUCCCAUAAGAGCUCCCAGGAACUGGAGCCUGAGGAGGAUGCUGUUGACAGCAGAGGGGAGAGCGUAGGAGAUGCAGAUAGCGUGAAUGAAAAGGGUGAAGAGACAGAUGAACAUGAUAAUGUUAUUGAUACAGAGGAGGAGGAGGACGAGGAGGAGGAAGAGGAGAUGUUUAGGCCUGAGGAGGGCUUGGAUCCUAUCACUCUGACCUUUCUGGGCUUCAGUCAGGCAGCAACCGACCCUGGCCAGGGGAACCAGGAUGACGGAACGCUUGUCAGAGUAGAGCGGGUCUUUGUGCGUGAAGAUAGCGAUGAGGAGGAAGAGGGAAGGGAGGGAGAGGAGUAUUCCCAGGACCAUGAGCUGGCGUGUCCUCAGACAGAGAUCAGCCACACUUCUACUAGUCCAGUCCUGGGGACUCAUGAAAGGCAGCCUGGAGCAGAGGGACUUGCAGAGAUGGCUGACCCAGGUCUGGAGACUCAUGAAAGACAGCCUGGAGCAGAGGGACUUGCAGAGAUGGCUGACCCAAGUCUGGAGACUCAUUUAGCCACCCAGACAGACUGGCCACAAGCAAGACAGGGAGGUGGCGACACAGAGGAGAAGAGACACAGGAGCACAGACACCGAGGCUAUAGACCCAGCGAGGGCUGCGGCAUCAGGGCACGACCCAGACCGAGGUUCCCCGGAGGUCCCUCUUCACCUCUUGUCGUGUCCCACCUUGGGUACCAGGACUGAGGGGGCAGAGAUGGAGGGAGAGAUGGGCCGAGGGGAGGGAGCUGUGGAGAAGGAGUCACUGGAUGAUGUGUUUCAGGACGUCGGUCUGGAAGACCCCCAGCUAAGUCCAGCCCGGGACCCAGAGUGGCAGUCCUCCUGUGGAGAGCCAAGCAGAGCAGAGGGAGUGGGCAGUCCAAAGCACAAGACCUGCCAGUGCUGCUCCGUCAUGUGAGGUCAUAGAUAGCACACACUCUCACUCUCUCUCUGU